Dibothriocephalus latus is the source of this 336-nucleotide messenger RNA. The record is from the annotation of a GenBank genome assembly. NCBI's taxonomy places the organism in Eukaryota, Metazoa, Platyhelminthes, Cestoda, Diphyllobothriidea, Diphyllobothriidae.
AUGGGAUCCACCACUACGGAUACAACAAAUGAAUCGGUCUCCUCCUCCUCUUCUUUCUCCGAACGAGCCCGCGAAACCUUCUCCUGCGACCAGUGUCAAAAGAUUUUUUCAAAGCACAGUUCCCUCGCACGCCACAAGUACGAGCACACAGGUCUUCGACCGUUCGUCUGUCGAACCUGUUCCAAAGCCUUCAAGCACAAACAUCACUUGACGGAACAUCGCCGUUUGCAUACUGGGGAGAAACCCUUUGAAUGCCACAGAUGCGGUAAACGCUUCAGUCACUCGGGGUCCUACUCGCAGCACAUGAAUAUGCGUUACAAGUACUGUCGACCCUAG